Molecule: messenger RNA, 1722 nt
Organism: Lodderomyces pseudojiufengensis
Lineage: Eukaryota; Fungi; Ascomycota; Pichiomycetes; Serinales; Debaryomycetaceae
Gene: ALG6
Product: dolichyl-P-Glc:Man(9)GlcNAc(2)-PP-dolichol alpha-1,3-glucosyltransferase
Exons: 1
Coding region: 1-1722 (573 amino acids)
Biological process (GO): protein N-linked glycosylation
Cellular component (GO): endoplasmic reticulum membrane
Molecular function (GO): dolichyl pyrophosphate Man9GlcNAc2 alpha-1,3-glucosyltransferase activity
Source: RefSeq, a predicted model, not a curated record
AUGGCAAAAGCUAAGAAGAAAUCUAAAUCAAAAAAUGAUGAGAAACUAUCUAUUAAUUCAAAAGAUUUAACUACUAAAAAUUCAAAUAAAAAGUCAAAUAAACUGAAUAGUUCAGCAACGAAAUCGAAAACUAAAACAAUCUCAACUACUUCCACAACACAAUCUAAUCCCAAAAAUAAUAGUAUAUUCCGUAACUCACCAAUAUAUGAUUUAUUACAUUAUUUUGAAAAAGCACCAGAUCAAUGGGUAGCAAGAUAUAUAUUAAUAUUAACUUCAAUUUUAAUAAGAUCAUCAAUUAGUUUGGGAAAUUAUUCAGGUUUUAAUACUCCACCAAUGUAUGGAGAUUUUGAAGCUCAAAGACAUUGGAUGGAAUUGACAAUAAAUUUACCAACUAACAAAUGGUAUUUUUAUGAUUUAAAUUAUUGGGGAUUAGAUUAUCCUCCUUUAACUGCUUAUCAUCUGUAUAUCUUGGGGAAAAUUGGUUCAUUUUUUGAUUCCCAGUGGUUUGAACUUGAUAAUUCAAGAGGUUUUGAGUCUCUUGAAUUAAAAUUUUUUAUGAGAUUUUCUGUAUUAAUUAGUGAAAUUAUUAUAUUUAUACCAAGUAUAAUGAUUAUAGCAAAAAAAUUAAGUAAAAAAUUUAAUUGGAUAAAUAGAAUUGAUCAAAUUAUUUUAUGUUUUUUAGUGCUAAAUCAACCUCAUUUAAUUUUAAUUGAUCAUGGACAUUUUCAAUAUAAUUGUGUCAUGUUGGGAUUUUUUAUAUUAACAAUUAUAAAUUUAAUUGAUAAUAAUUUUAUAUGGGCAAGUUUUUGGUUUGUAAGUUGUAUAAAUUUUAAACAAAUGGGAUUAUAUUAUUCAAUUUUUAUAUUUUUUUAUAUUUUAAGUCAAUUAAAAAAUUUAAAACAAUUAAUUACUGUUGGAUUAACUGUGAUCAUAACUCAAUUGGUAUUCAUAUUACCAUUUUUAUUACAAACUGAUUUUAAAACACAAAUUAAUCAAAUAAUUAUUAGAAUUUUCCCUUUUAAUAGAGGAUUGUUUGAAGAUAAAGUUUCAAAUUUUUGGUGUAUUUCAAAUAUAAUUUUAAAAUAUAAACUGUUUUUAAAUUUAAAUCAAUUAUCAAAAUUAUCUUUAGCAGCUACUUUAGCUUCAAUAAUUCCAAUUAAUUUAAUCUUGUUUUUUAAAUUAAGAAAAGUAACUGAUAAAAAUGAUAGUGAGAAAAGAAAAAUUAAAUUAAUGAUAUUUGGAUUUAGUUAUAAUUCAUUAAGUUUUUAUUUAUUUUCUUAUCAAGUUCAUGAAAAAUCUAUAUUGGUACCAAUAAUACCAAUCAUUUUAAAUUAUUUUUUUAUAACUCCAACUUCAACAUCAGUAGUAGAGUUAAAUUUUAUUCAAUGGAUUAAUAAUUUAUCUACUUUUAGUUUAUAUCCAUUAUUAAAAAAAGAUGAAUUAAUACUACAAUAUUUUGUUUUGAUAUUUUUAAUAAAUUGGUUGAUUGGAUUUAAAAAUUUAUUACCAAAAAUCACCACUAAAAGAAUUUCAAUUCAAAAUUUAAAUGCAAUAAUAAUAUAUUUAACUUAUUUCCUAGUGGUAAUUUAUCAUAUUUUAGACUUUUUUGUUGCUACACCUCAAAAUUUACCUGAUUUAUGGGUUAUUUUAAAUUGUUUUAUUUCAUUUUUAGGAUUUAUUUAUUUUUGGAUUUGGUUAAUUUAUUUAAUUUUAAUUACAUAG